UCUUCAAUCUAUAGAGAGAGUGAGAGAGAAUGGAGCUGUGCGUUAUGAGCUCAACGACCACGAUAAACCCGUUUCAUUCAUGUGUAACCCAACGUCUUGGUUCUCCUCGUCUCCUCCAACCCGAUAGUUUAUUCUUCUCUCGUGAUGGUUGCUCUGUGCUAAGAUUCAACGGGAGGCUGAAGAAACCAAUCAAGCCCUUAGAGCUAUCUUGCGCCGCCAAGAAAAUUGGCGGUGGUCGGCGAUCAGCGGCUUCAACCAAGGCCCCUCCGGCGGUUGAACCUAGCGUAAAGGAAGACAAGCUUCCCGCUGAACUUCAGGUCAAGGAGACUAAAGCGCCGAAUUCAAGUGUGAAAUUGAGUGUGGAAGUUCCAGCAGUUGUCUGUGAAGAUUGUUACCAGAGAGUUCUAACCGAGUUCAUGAAAAUGGCAAAGGUUCCUGGAUUCCGUCCUGGAAAAAGAGUUCCGGAGAAUAUCAUUGUUGGUUUCGUUGGGAGACAAUACGUUUUGCAAGCAACUGUUGAAUCUAUCUUGAAAAGAACACUUCCUCACGCCAUGGAGUCCGUGACUGGAAAGGCUUUGAAAGACUCGAUACAGAUAUUAAGCAGCUUUCCGGAGAUGGAGAAGGCUUAUUCUCAGCUCAAGACUCUUAGUUACGAAGUGGUUGUUGACGUUGUGCCUGAGCUGAAAUGGAAUCCUGAGAAUGGGUAUAAAGAUAUGAAGGUCGUUGUGGAAUUAGGCGAUGAGAUUGACGCAAAGAAAGCUUGUGAAAGACAGCUUAGACAGAAAUACAAGUCCCUUGGUGCAUUGAAGAUUGUCACUGACCGAGGACUACAGGUGGGAGAUCUUGCAGUCAUUGAUAUAUCUGCUACAACUAUAGACGAGGAUGGAUCAACGGGUGAAGCCAUUCCUGAUGCUGAAAGCAAAGGUUUUCAUUUUGACACAGAAGAAGGGAACAGAUUGCUUCCUGGCUUCCUUGAUUCAAUCUUAGGUAUUCGAGCUGGCGAAUCAAAGUCAUUCUCGCUCGUGUUUCCUGAAUCAUGGAACCAAGAAAACCUCCGUGGCCAACGUGCUCAGUUCACAGUUGAUUGUAAGGAACUAUUCUACAGAGAUUUACCAACGUUAGAUGAUUCACUUGCUGAUAAAUUGCUCCCUGGAUGCACCACUUUGAAGGAGGUUGAAGAAACUCUGACUAAAAGAUGCCAAGAGAUGGAGCAGGAAGCCAAGGAGCAAGCAACAGACAACGCCAUCCUUGAACAGAUACGAAAGAUGGUUGAAGUAGAGAUUCCUCAAUCUUUAUUUGAGGAACAAGGAAGACAGUUUUAUGGAGCUAGGCUUCUUGAGAUUCAGGGAAACAUGAAGCUCAACGAAGAACAAUUGGCUUCUCUUUCAAGUCAAAAAGCAGUAAAUGAGUUUCUUGAGACUCAAAGAGAGAGCAUUACCAACAUAAUCAAGCAGAAUCUGGCUGUUGGAGAUAUCUUCAAGCGUGAAAAUUUAGAGUUCUCAACAGAUGAACUAGUUAAAGAAGUCGAGAACUCGAUCACAGAGUUCAAGAAACAUAAACAAGAGUACGAUGAAGAACGUGUGAAAGAUCAGGUACAAGAGAUUUUGGAAGGAGCAAAAGUGCUAGAGUGGUUGAAAGAACGAGCUGAAAUUCAAUACAUUACUCGUUGAUUAGCAUCAUGUGUAAUGUACGUAUAUGAUCUGCAAAUUCUGUUUUUCACGAGGAUUUUUUGGUUUGAGUUAUGAUUAUUUUGUCAUGAGAAGAGACCUUUUUCGAUGAUUUUGUAAGAUUAAUAACUGCAGUAAAUUAUUU
Messenger RNA from Eruca vesicaria subsp. sativa (arugula), 1812 nucleotides. Lineage: Eukaryota; Viridiplantae; Streptophyta; Magnoliopsida; Brassicales; Brassicaceae. The record is from the annotation of a GenBank genome assembly.